Molecule: messenger RNA, 2884 nt
Organism: Pimephales promelas (fathead minnow)
Lineage: Eukaryota; Metazoa; Chordata; Actinopteri; Cypriniformes; Leuciscidae
Gene: antxr1a
Product: ANTXR cell adhesion molecule 1a
Cellular component (GO): plasma membrane; cell surface
Molecular function (GO): transmembrane signaling receptor activity
Source: RefSeq, a predicted model, not a curated record
UGUUGUGGAGUCAAGGGGCUGAGAGAGACAAUGAUUUUGCGCUGUCUGGCAAAAUCACGCUCACACACACACAUUCUCAAACAUAAACACACACGACCACACUCCCUCCCACACUCCAUCAAUCUAGAAGCAACUGGGGCAGCGAGCAGAAGUGUGUCAGACGGGUACAUGUGCACAUCUACAUGUGUGAAUUUGGGUACUAGAAACUUAUUUCUGUCCAGAGACAUUUUCUUCUUUUUUUCUGUGAUACAUUCACUCUGUUAACACAGGACACUAGAAGAACAAAGAAGACAAAUUCAGUGUUUUGGUGGUUUGGCUUUCUCCAAAUUAGGUCUCCACAGAAGGAUUACGGAUUGUUAAGGACCCUGUGAAACCUUAUUUUUCUCUCAUGGUCACUUUUAUAUUUUUCCUGUAGUCCUGUACAUUUGCUCAAACAGUGCUUUACAACAUGUGCAGACUUUGGAGGAUAGCAGUUUUGCUUUGUGUCAAAUUGGUGGGCACUGCGAAUGGAAAUACAGGACUUGUGCCGGAAAGAGGGACUGCAGCUUCCUCCUGCUAUGGGGGUUUUGACCUCUAUUUUGUUCUUGACAAAUCAGGAAGUGUGCAGCAUCACUGGAAUGAAAUAUAUAACUUUGUGGAACAUCUGGCCCAUAAGUUCAUAAGCCCACAGUUGCGGAUGUCCUUCAUUGUAUUCUCCGAUCAGGGCAAGAUUUUGAUGCAGCUUACAGAAGACAGGGACCAAAUUCGUAAAGGUUUGGAGGAACUCAAGAAUGUCCGGCCAGGUGGAGACACUUUUAUGCAUGACGGCAUUCAGAGGGCAAGUGAGCAGAUUUACUAUGGUAACUCUGAGGGAUACCGCACAGCCAGUGUCAUCAUCGGCCUCACAGACGGGGAGCUGCAUGAAGAUCUCUUCUAUUAUGCCGAGAGAGAGGCCAAUCGCUCUCGCAGCCUGGGUGCCUCUGUGUACUGCGUAGGGGUGAAAGAUUUCAAUGAGACUCAGCUGGCCAAGAUUGCUGACAGCAAAGAUCAUGUCUUCCCAGUAAAUGACGGCUUUGAAGCUCUACAAGGUGUCAUUGAUUCGAUCUUGAAGAAAUCAUGCAUAGAGAUUCUUGCAGCAGAACCUUCCAGUAUCUGUGCUGGAGAGGCAUUCCAAGUUGUUGUUCGAGGAAACGGAUUUCUUCAUGCUAGAAAUGUGGACAAGGUUCUUUGCAGCUUCCGAAUAAAUGACACCCUUACCAGAAUGGUGAAGCCAUUGAUAGUGGAGGACACGUAUCUACUGUGCCCAGCUCCUGUUCUUCGAGAGGAGGGAACGGCAGCCUCCCUUUAUGUUAGCAUGAACGAAGGCCUGAGUUUUAUCUCUAGUUCUGUUACGAUCACCACUGUAAGCUGUUCUGAUGGUACGAUCCUGGCCAUAGCGCUACUGAUAGUGAUGCUACUGCUGAUUCUGGCUCUCCUGUGGUGGUUCUGGCCUCUCUGCUGCACUGUGAUUAUCCACGAACCUCCACCACCAAUAGUGGAAGAUAGUUCGGAUGAUGAAGAGGAUGGAACGCCGAAGAAGAAAUGGCCCACAGUCGACGCGUCCUAUUAUGGAGGAAGAGGAGUUGGCGGCAUUAAAAGAAUGGAGGUUCGCUGGGGUGAGAAAGGUUCGACCGAAGAGGGUGCUAAACUGGAAAAGGCGAAGAAUGCGAGGGUAAAGAUGCCUGAACAAGAGUUUGAAGCUCCUCCUUCUCGCAUCCUAAAUAAUGGCAUGCGGAAACCACCAGGCCCUCGCAAAUGGUACUCCCCUAUAAAGGGAAAACUGGAUGCAUUGUGGGUACUUCUGAAGAAAGGGUAUGAUCGGGUGUCCAUCAUGCGACCACAACCAGGAGACAAGGGUCGCUGUAUGAACUUCACCCGAAUCAAGUCUAAUCCUCCUCCACGGUAUCCAUCCUACAACCACCAUUCUUCACCCAUCUACACCCUCAACCCACCCCCUCCUCAGGGCCAGCUGCCCCCUCCUCCACGCAGUCCACCGGACUCCCUAUCCUCCAGUUUUCCUCCGGUACCUUCCACCCCUCCUCCUCUCACCAUCAACCCAUCUCCACCCAUUACUCCCCCUCCAUCCUAUUCUCCACCCCCCGUCUGGUCUUCAUCCCCUACCACCCUCUUCUUUUCCCCACCCACAUCUCUGGCCUCUCUUCCACCAUCACCUACUUCCUCCCUGCCCCCACCCCCUCAAGCCCCACCUCCAGGCAGAGCUCCUCCUCCAGAUCGUCCACCUCCACGGCCCUGUGUUUAAUGUGAUUGGACUACUAUGAGGGCCUAAAGAUGAAGACUGGAAGCAAACAGGAAAUUUACAUUUUCCACACCCUCCUCAAGAUUCCGUUGCUGUGUGGGCUAACGCAAUAAAACAUGGCUCACCUGUGGCAUCAAGGGCAUUCGCUCCCUGAAAUGAACAAUGAAAUGGAACACAAGCCUCCGUGAAACUCUAAAGGGAGAAACACUCAGAAUCACACACACUAGGCAUCGCAAAGAAACAGAAAAUUCACGUUCGAAGCUCCUUUUUCUCAGCAAGAGUGAUUUGUGAGUUUAACCAAGCUUCGAGAAUGGAAGCGGCUGGUUCUAUUAAUGGAGUCAUGGAUGUUUCACAAUUGCAUGCGCAUGGGACCAUCUCAUAAAGCAGGUUUCCACAAAAGAGGAAAGCUGAAACAAAAUAACCUUUCAGGAGCUUUCUUGUUCAGAACAGUUGAGAAAAUAUAUGCACUUUUGUAACUAGUGUGACGAUAUACAGGUCAACUUCCUUAAAAGGCAAAACUAAACAUUGGGUCUCAUUCGCCAACAUGACAUCAUGACUUUUGCGUAAACGAGUCAAGUGGCGUGUUAUCUCUACGCAUUUUGAGCUAUC